AUUACUGAACAAUUAAGCCAACAACAAAUGCAAGCUCAAGCCAACAUUAAGAAGAUACAAGAAAAGCAAAAAGAAUACUAUAAUAAAAAUAUAAAACCUAUAGAAUUUAAAAUAGAUGAUCAAGUCCUUCUAUACAAAUUGGUCAAAGAAAAG
Racocetra persica is the source of this 153-nucleotide messenger RNA. The record is from the annotation of a GenBank genome assembly. Lineage: Eukaryota; Fungi; Glomeromycota; Glomeromycetes; Diversisporales; Gigasporaceae.